This is a messenger RNA of Melanaphis sacchari, 1736 nucleotides long. RefSeq names its product protein-serine O-palmitoleoyltransferase porcupine (gene por). Gene Ontology annotation, molecular function: Wnt-protein binding; palmitoleoyltransferase activity. The record is from RefSeq and is a predicted model, not a curated record. Gene Ontology annotation, biological process: lipid modification; canonical Wnt signaling pathway; Wnt protein secretion. Lineage: Eukaryota; Metazoa; Arthropoda; Insecta; Hemiptera; Aphididae. Bases 165 to 1736 code for a protein of 523 amino acids. Gene Ontology annotation, cellular component: membrane; endoplasmic reticulum. The transcript has 7 exons.
UUUAAAUUUUUAAAUAAUACAUUUUAAACUUAAAAUAAAGCCAACAACAGCUAUGUUUGUCUUCUAGUUUUUAAAAAUAAUUUCUAACGGUAUAGAACACAUACAGACUUAACAAAUUUUAGAUUUUUAUUAUAUGUUAUGUUUAUAAAAGUAUUAUAAUCUAUAUGGAGAGACAACAGUUUUCGUUGUCUUACGGUGAUGACAAUGACGUUGGUGACUACUUAUAUAACUUCCCAGCGGAUUACUAUGAAUUGUACGAUGAUCAAUUAGAAGACGAGAAUCAGUAUUAUCAGUCAAAUGUAAAUGCAGAAAUUCAUAAUCAACCCUCGUUUUGGAGUAAUCUAACAUUUCACCAGUUGUGCACUCAAUGUGUUGUGCCUGCUGUUUGGAGUACUGGCAAUCUACUUGGAACUACACUUAUUCUAUGCAUGUUUUUUAGAUUAUUUAUUGUUAUAUGUAAUAAAAUCAAAGUAGUUCCUGAAGCAGUCUUACACACUGUAUGUGCCAUAUGUGGUAUUCUACCAUUAAUUAUAUUUCAUGAAGAUGGAGACGUGUAUCAAUUAUUACUACAAAUUGUGUUGUACCCUAUGUUCUGUUACAUUUUGUCUAUAAUAUGUAUAUUAACUUUAAAACACCAUUCCUCUAUUGUGUUCUCUAUUAUAAUCCUAUUAACAUUAUUCUAUCGUGAAUGUUUUACAAAUGAUUCAAAAUGGCAAAAAACCAAAAGUGCUCAUAUGCUAAUGUCAAUGAAAGCAAUGGCAAUAUUAUUUGAUAUUCAAUCGAAUAAAUUGCAUACAUUUCCUUCAGUUUCUCAGUAUAUAGGUUAUAUGAUGUGCGCAGGCACUGUCUAUUUGGGUCCAUUUUUGACAUUUCAGGAAUACUCAAAUGCGUUUUUGCUCUCUGUUAACUGGAACAAGACCAAAGUCUGUCGUUUAAUAUGGAAAAUAAUUAUUUCAUUGCUUUGCUUCGUUUUAUCGAUUUGUGUUGUGGAUUGGCUGUUUAGCAAACAUUUAUUGACCAACAAUAAAAGUAGUUCAAUUAUCAACAUUUUUCUAAUUAUGUACAAACAAGCUUUGGAGUUUCGUACUGGUCAUUAUUUUGUAGCCUAUGCAUCUACUGUAUUUGCAACUGUUUGUGGAUACCAUAGUGAAUACAAUAGUGAAAUAUUAGUAACCCAUCCAUUGAUUAUGGAAUGGCCACGAUCUCUUCUACAUGUAGUUGUGCAUUGGAAUGCACCAAUGCAUUAUUGGUUAAAAAAAUAUGUAUUUGAAGAAGUACUAAAAUAUGGCAAUAAAAAUAAAAAACAUAGAAACAGAUUUAUUGCUAUAGGGACCACAUAUUUAGUGAGCUCUCUAUUACAUGGAUUUGAACGACGAUUAUCAGCUGUAUUACUUUCUCUUGCUGCUUAUACAUAUGUAGAACACCAAAUUCGAACAAAACUGGCAUCAAGAUUUCCAAGCAGAUUUUCUUAUUAUGCUAAAAACAAAUAUUCUCACCAUAAUUCAAAAACUUACUUAAGUAGCUUAAACCAAAAAAAUUGGUUCUUUUGGAGUAUUAACCUUAUGUUUACUAUUUUAAACAUUAUACAUUUAGCUUAUCUUGGUUCCAUAAUUGAUAUGUCUGUAGAAAAUUCUUAUAAUACUACUUACCAAGAAUCUUUUGCUCCUUGGAGUCGAGUAUCGUAUUUUAGUCAUUUUAUAAUGUUAAUUAUGUUUUUUAUCAGUAUUCUACUUUAA